Pipistrellus nathusii (Nathusius's pipistrelle) is the source of this 1578-nucleotide messenger RNA. The record is from the annotation of a GenBank genome assembly. NCBI's taxonomy places the organism in Eukaryota, Metazoa, Chordata, Mammalia, Chiroptera, Vespertilionidae.
AUGGCCGCGGCGACGCCGGCGCUGAUGGCCUUUGAGGACGUGGCCGUGUACUUCUCCCGGGAGGAGUGGGGGCUCUUGGACGCGGCGCAGCGGGCCCUGUACCGCCAGGUGAUGCUGGAGAACUUCGCCCUCGUGGCCUCGCUGGGACUGUCUGCCUCCCGCCCUCGGAUGGUCCUGCAGCUGGAGCGCGGGGAGGAGCCCUGGGUGCUCGGUGGGCUGGAUGUGGCCCUGGCCAGGGACGCCCAGAGGCGGCCCAGCCCUGGUUCCCAGCGUCCCACGGAGGACAGAGCUGUUUCUGGGGAAGCAGCGUGGACCUUCUGGGAGAGGCCCCCCCUGACACCCACCGGGGUCCCCCGCACCCCUGCUGUCUCUGAGCGCGGAGAACUGGAGGGGCGUCGGGGGAAGAGGAAACCUUCGGGUGUCUCCGUGAUCUACUGGGAAAGCCUCUUGCUGGGCCCAGGCAGUGGGGAGGCUGGCGUGAGCCUGCGGCUGACCCCUCAGCUGCGGGCGCCCUCGGACAGCGCACCCACAGGGGACCUCGCCGGGCCAGGCACGCAGCCGCAACCACCGGGGCGGGGGCAUCCCGGGAGGACCUUCCAGGGCGUCCCAGGACUCCUCGAAACCGGUCCCCCUGCGGCGGGGGAGCUGGGUCCGGGGGCCGCGUGGGACGAGCCCCAGAAGCACCUGACCGGCCGGGAGCCCCCGCCCUGGGCGGAGCUGGGCCCUGGCCCCGGCCUUCCGCCCGCGGAGAAGACGUUCGAGUGCCGGGCCUGCAGCAAGGUCUUCGUCAAGAGCUCGGACCUGCUCAAGCACCGGCGCACGCACACGGGCGAGCGGCCCUUCGCCUGCGCGCAGUGCGGCCGCGCCUUCAGCCAGACCUCGCACCUGACGCAGCACCAGCGCAUCCACAGCGGCGAGACGCCCUACGCCUGCGCCGCCUGCGGCCAGGCCUUCCGCCACAGCUCCUCGCUGGUGCGGCACCAGCGCAUCCACACGGCCGAGAAGGCCUUCCGCUGCGGCGAGUGCGGCAAGGCCUUCAGCCACGGCUCCAACCUCAGCCAGCACCGCAAGAUCCACGCGGGCGGCCGGCCCUACGCCUGCGCGCGCUGCGGCCGCCGCUUCUGCCGCAACGCGCACCUGGCGCAGCACGAGCGCACGCACACGGGCGAGAAGCCGUUCGCCUGCGCGCUGUGCGGCGCCGCCUUCAGCCAGGGCUCCUCGCUCUUCAAGCACCAGCGCGUGCACACGGGCGAGCGGCCCUUCGCGUGCGCGCAGUGCGGCCGCGCCUUCAGCCACAGCUCCAACCUCACGCAGCACCAGCUGCUGCACACUGGCGAGCGGCCCUUCCGCUGCGCCGACUGCGGCAAGGCCUUCGCCAAGGGCGCCGUGCUGCUCAGCCACCGGCGCAUCCACACGGGCGAGAAGCCCUUCGCCUGCGCGCAGUGCGGCCGCGCCUUCCGCGAGCGCCCGGCCCUGUUCCACCACCAGCGCAUCCACACCGGGGAGCGGCCGCCGGCGCGGAGGAGGCGCGGGGCCCCGCCCGCCGCGGGGCCCGCGUCCGCGCAGGCGGAGGCCUGA